CACUUCAUCGCUUGUGUCUGGUCUUUCCUCCCAUUCAAUAACAAAACUAUCUUAUCAACCAUGAAUAUGAUGCGAGGCGUUUCUGUGCUGGCUCUGGUGUGCAUGGUGUCCGCUGCGAAGCUGCCAGGAUACAGUGCCGGAGGCGACUCUGGUUUGGGUGUCGAUCUCGGCGGCGUAGGAGGCCACGCCGGCGGCGCAGGAGGAUCAGGAAGCGUUUUCCAGGCCGUUUUCGUCGGCAGCGGAAACCUUCCUGCUAGUGCUAUUGGAGGCGGUGCUGGAGGUUUCUCCGGAGGCGCUGCUGGAGGCUUUGGCGGCGGCGCUGUUGGACAGGAGUACUCUGGGCCAAGCACAGGCCCCGUUGCCCCUGUUGUUACCGUUGAAGAGGAAUACACCGGCCCCGAUGCCGCCGUGUCCCCAGUUGUUACCGUAGAAGAGGAAUAUGCCGGACCAAGCAUUGGCGCUGGUCCUGGCGCUGCCGUCUCUCCUGUUGUGACCGUUGACGAAGAAUACAGCGGGCCAGGCAUUGACGUUGCUCCCGUUGCCCCCACUCCAACCGUUGAAGAGGAGUACUCUGGGCCCAGCGAAGUCGCCCACGUCAGCCCCCCUGUCAGCGAAUACAACUCACCACACCACUAGAGCUUUAUGCUGAUCAGAUAAUGUUAUACUGAUUUGCAGAAAGCCUUUAUUUAUCACCAUGAAGUCCAUUCACAUAUUUAUAUACUACAGUGAAUAAAUAAUAACAGAAUGUU
Penaeus vannamei (Pacific white shrimp) is the source of this 749-nucleotide messenger RNA. Its product is annotated as elastin-like. The record is from RefSeq and is a predicted model, not a curated record. Lineage: Eukaryota; Metazoa; Arthropoda; Malacostraca; Decapoda; Penaeidae.